Molecule: messenger RNA, 1470 nt
Organism: Blastomyces dermatitidis ER-3
Lineage: Eukaryota; Fungi; Ascomycota; Eurotiomycetes; Onygenales; Ajellomycetaceae
Exons: 6
Coding region: 1-1200 (399 amino acids)
Source: RefSeq, a predicted model, not a curated record
AUGUCUUCGCCUUCAGGAGAACCGAUACCAGACAUAUCUAGUCGAUUGAUGAACCCUUCGAUUGUGUUCUGCUUUGUAACUCCCUUGUUCGUGGGGCUGAGAGUAGCCAGCAGGCUGCAUUUUACAAAGCGACUGGGAAGGGAUGACUGGACCAUUCUCAUCUCCUGCUUGUUCUCGGUGAUACUCUCGAUAACCAUGAUUAUUGUUUGCAAAUGGGCAUUUGGGAAACAUAUGAAACAGCAAGAUCUUCUUCUUGUUCAGAAGUCAUUGAAGCUUUAUGUAGGAGCCCAAGUCGUAUAUAAGGUGACAAUUGCUCUAUCCAAAAUAUCGAUCAUUUUUCUGUAUCUACGUAUAUUCGUUGGUAAAAUCUUCCGUCGAACGUGUUGGUCUCUUAUCUGGAUUGUUAUCUGUUAUACGAUUGGGUCGUCAACAGCCACUGUCUUUCAGUGUACUCCGAUUCACCGUGCCUGGCAAAGACAAGUCCCCGGAACCUGCAUCAAUCUCACAAUCAGCUGGUAUUCAAACGCGGCCUUCAGCAUAUUAAGUGAUCUGGCUAUAUUGAUAUUGCCCAUGCCAGUUAUAAAAUCUCUCCUAUUACCCAAAAAGGAAAAGAUUGGGUUGAUGUCAAUAUUUGCGGUUGGUAUUUUCGUUUGUAUCACGAGCGUGCUCAGAUCCAUGAAAUUAGAUGUUGCAACUAAAAAUUUCGACGUAACAUGGUCCUCGAUCGACUCUUCAAUGUGGACUAUCUUCGAAACGAACAUUGCAAUCAUAUGCGCCUGUAUGCCGACAUUCAAAGCGCCUAUUUCCAAAAUCUUUCCUCGGGCUUUCGACUCCUUCUAUAGCGCUAGAGGCGGUCAGGAAUCGAAGGACGAUUCGUAUCUCGGCGCAUUUGUACAUCGUGGUCAAGCGCCAGUAGUGAAAGUGCCCUUUUAUAGCCUUACCAUGCCCAGGUUUAUCGGGUGGGAGCUGGUAGUGGAGAAGUUGGAGCUUUGGGCAAAACGAAUGGGCAAUGGAAGCAGUAGUAGUUUCGAAGCCGGGAAAGGUGGCGAUACCUUUACGAUUUCAAACGGCAGUACGGUAGCCGGAGAAAACUGUCAGGGAAAAAGUGAAUGCAGUGAAGUUGAAACUCCAGGUGACUUGGAAUACGGCAAGCGCUCGACUGUGACCCUUCAGGAAAGCACGAAGCAGACGGCUCUUUAACUAUCGUGUGAUUAUUUUCGAAACGAUUGAUUGAUCAGUGCACUAGUAUAAUGGAACUACAUACCCAUCCUCUCAAAUCGCGGUAUUGUGAAAUGGUAGGAUAAAAGAAUUUUGCCACCGGAUAUGCCAGAGGGAAGACAACGGGAAACGCCAUUGUCAAGGAGCAGGUGAAGCUACUUUUCCAGUCAAAGCGAAUGGCUUCCAAUGAAUUACGUACAGUACAAAUUAUGUGAAGAUAGCCCCAUACCAUUAAUCGACGUAGCAAUCGAG